UGCCAGGUGACAUUGCCACGUCAAACAUAGUGCCACGACAGCAGUGCCACGUCAGACACAGUGCCACGUCAGCAGUGACCUCCGACACAGUGCGAUGUCAGAAAUACCACGUCAGCAGUACCACGUCAGACAAAGUGCCACGUCAGCAGUGCCACAUCAGCAGUGCCACGUAAGCAGCACUGCCACAUCAGCAGUGCCACGUAAGCAGCAGUGCCACGUCAGCAACAUGACGGGCCUGCCAGGCCAACUGGCCAAUGAGACCAUUGCCACCUACAAGCAGCGUUGCCUGGCUCAGAUAGAGGCUGAGGAACAACGCCUGCUGGCAGUCGAGGCUGCCCGCAUACAGGCGGAAGAGGCAGCAGAAGCAGAACAGCUGCGGCUACAGGCCGACGCAGACGCAGAUGCCCAGGCUCGCCGCAAGGAAGCCCAGGAUCUGGUGCAGCGGCAUGAAGCCAACAGCAUCGACAAACUCAAGUACUGGCAUUUUAAACCGAACGGCGACGAGGCAACACCGGAAGAGAAGCACAAGGAGUUCCUCUCCAAACUCGUGACGCGGUUGUUGUAUGCUUGCAACUACCAACGGUCAGAGUUGGAGAGACAAUACCGGGACCUGACGCAACAGCAUCAGGAGUUGGCGACGCUCCGCCGCACAGUGCAAAGCCACGAGGAUGCAACUCGGGCACUCAAUGCCCGAUUGUUGGACCUGGAACAGGCUGUACCAGGACCAGCUGCUGGAGCUUCCAGCAGUGCACCCUCAAGCCGCCAACUGGAGGACCGCGUUGACCACGUAGUGGCAAUGCUCGACGACAUCAGCACCUUCGCUGCGCCGACCACCACCAUCAGCAGUYAGCUGCAUACAUUGAAGACCGAGGUCCAGAAGCUGCAGUCGACGAACGCGGACGACAAUCCGAAGAUGUACAAGAUGCCAACUUUCAACCUGGAUGACUACACGCAGCAGGAUCCCGUCCUCUGGUGGGAAGCAUUCACAACGCAACUCAGGAUUCUGCCAGUAGCCAAGCAUGCGUCCAUCGGCGCCCU
Messenger RNA from Chara braunii, 1038 nucleotides. NCBI's taxonomy places the organism in Eukaryota, Viridiplantae, Streptophyta, Charophyceae, Charales, Characeae. The record is from the annotation of a GenBank genome assembly.